Triticum urartu is the source of this 2243-nucleotide messenger RNA. Lineage: Eukaryota; Viridiplantae; Streptophyta; Magnoliopsida; Poales; Poaceae. The record is from RefSeq and is a predicted model, not a curated record.
GUGGACAAUGAACUUGAUACGAAGUGCUGCAAAAUUGUCACCAUCCAACAAGUCGAUUCGUCUGCUUUCUCAACGUGGAUUGGGUGAGAUCGGCAAGUGUCCAAACAUCAACGAGACUAUAUUUGUCUCGUUAACUUGGUGGUGUGCAUUGCUUGCUUCCAUUAUCAUUCAUUCUGGCAAUGUUACCGUCUCUCGCUAUGGAAUAGACCUAUAUACCAUUGUAUUAGUUCUGCAUUAAGUUCGCCUUCUUAUGAAACCCUAAAACUCGGUUCAACCCACAAAGAUUUUUCUUUCUUGUGAGCCCUUAGACCACACAAUAUUUUCGAUGCUGUUUCAAUAAGCGCGUGUUUACUAGGAAAAAUCACAUGUACAUUCCCAACUUGCCUCUAGCCAUUUUCAUUUACUAUUUACCAUGUAAUCUAAUUUCUUAUGACUGCCUGAAUGAAGUGUCAUCCUUUCGGUCGCCAUGGACCUCGCUGAAGAAGGAUCCGAAUCAAGCUAGAAUGCAUAUCAUAUCCCAAAACAAAAGAAAAGAACAAAACAAAAAUCCAAGACCAAAAACUACUGCGAGAGGCGAUGCUACGCCAUGGCAGGGUGAAAGACGGUUACUCGCUCUAGGGCUGACCAGCUUGAUACGGCUCCAACAAAGAGAUGGCAGAGUAGCUAGAUGAAAUCGCGAAAGAAUAGAUCGGGAAAGAAUGCUGCUUUGAGAUCCAAAAAAGACAUGGAGCGAUGAACAGAUAGAUCCGGUCUCUUUUUUUUUUGCGGGCAGAUGGAGGAUUGUGAAAUGCCGAGUCCGACGCCGUCACGGAUGGGCGUAAAAUUGCCCUGCCAAAACGAAGCUCACAUGAGUAGUGUCCGCAUAUCCAUGGUCCGCGAGCAACUCCGCCGCGUCAUCGACGAAGAUAGCUACGCGCCGCACUACGUGCCAAUAGGCCCUUACCACCGCAGUCGCUCGUCUCCAUGGAUCGAGAAAACGAAGAAGCGCUCUGCCGGCUUCCUGCAAAGCCUGUCCGAGGAACAUACGGAAGGUGGCCUCACGGGCGUGAUGGAGAAGCUGGAGCCCCUCGCAAGGGAGCUCUACACCUCCGGCGGCGGGCUCGGCGACAUGACGCCGGAGCAGUCGUCGAGCAUGCUGCUGCACGACGCGUGCUAUCUGCUCCUCUUCUUCGUCGACUACAUGUCCGGCAACCGCGCUCCUCCAGCUCCAGCUGAUGAUGAUGAACAUCCGGUCAGCCGCAACACCUUGGUACGCGACGCCGUCUUCCUCCGCGAGAACCAGAUCCCUUUCUUCCUCCUCCAGGGUAUCCACGAGCGUGUCACGGGAGGCACCACCUCCGUCCUCGACUACAUAGCCAUGCCCAUCCAGGAGCUGCUGCAGCAGCAGCUCUUCAUCAGCAGGAAGCCCCGGCCGCCGCCACCGACGUGUUCUCACCUGCUGCACCUCGUGCACGCCUACUUCCGUCCCACGCUGCAGCCGACCAAGAGCGCGGCCAUGUGCGGCACGGUGGUGACGGGCCGGUGGCGCCGGGCGGCGGAGUACAGCAGGUACGCCAACGUUCGGCUCAUGCGCCGGGACUUCCAGGACGGCGUGGAGUCCUCUGUCCUGGACGUGCAGCUUGAAGGAGGCACGCUGUGGAUCCCUCGCCUGCGUGUGGACAGCAACACGUGGACGAUCCUUCGCAACCUGAUGGCGCUGGAGGAGCAGGCGCACCGGAGGCCGGUCACGGCGUACUGCCUCUUCAUGUCGCAGCUGGCCUGCACGGCGGAGGACGUCCAGCUCCUGCGGCGGGCAGGGAUCGUCGACCACUUCCUGGGCAACGACGAGCAGGUCUCUAAAGACUUGGCUGGUCUCUGCAACGGGGUGGUCAUCGACAUCGACGACCUGGACAGGAACUACCUCAAGCCCAUGUGGCACCAGCUAGAGAACCGCUUCUACAGCCGUGCGGAACGAUUCAUAGGGGGGUUCCGCCACGGCCAGAGCUGGGAGAUCACUGCGGCGUUCCUCAUGGCUCUCAUCGUCAUCGCCUGUCAAGCGAUGCAAACGUUCUAUGCAGUUGCUCGCGGUGGACACUAACCCAAACAUUAUUGUUCUUCUCCCGUUGUUGUUCCUGUCCUCACCAUUUUCAUGUUUUUUUUCGUAUUUGAACUUGGAAAGAUUAUGUCUGUGCCACUAGCCCACGCGGAAAUGUAUUUCUCUAAUUUGUGGACAAGCCACCAACUCUGGCGGAAACUUUCGACGA